AUUAACACUUUCGGAUUUUGGAAAGUAUUAAUUAACAAGAGGGUGAUAAUGGUUUUAUGUUGGGCUCCGGGUUGUAACCAUUACAAUCAACGAGAAACCUGCAGAUUUUUUAAGUUUCCCACAGAACCUCGUUUAAGGGCCAAAUGGAAACAACUUGUUAGGCGCAGUAUCGAACCAGGUAGUGGUGCCUUUUUAUGCAGUUGCCAUUUUCCAGAUGGCCGGAAAGAAAAUGGCCCAAAAUUAUUUGAAUAUAAUCGUGAGAAACGAUUUGCGUUCUCAUCUCCAGAAAAGAAAUGUAGAUGUACGGAUUCAAGAGACAUAGAGUCAAAAGUACAAGAUAAUGAAACGUCUGAACCUGUUCCUGCAUCAAGUGAGCUACAGCCAAGCAAAUCACUGCAAGCCUCCGCAUGGGGCGAUCCCCAACCAAGCACAUCCCAUGAACUAACCGCAUCCAGACAAGUUCCGGCAUUGGAUGAGCUACAGCCAAGCACCUCAUGGCAAGCCUCCAUAUUGGACGAGUCACAACCAAGCACAUCCCAAGAAGUCUUUGUGUCAAGUGAUUCUGCUGUGGUGGAUGCAGAAAAUUAUUUCUUAUUACAAGAAAUUAAUGCGCAAAAGAGACAACUACAGUAUUUCUCCAACCGCAUGAGUUUUGACAGCAUUGCAGACCACAAUACACUGGUAUUGUUAUACACUGGAUUACCCAGCAAAGAAAUUUUUGAAAGUGUGUAUAACUUAGUUAGCAAUUUGAAAAUAAAUUAUUAUUUCCAUUGGAAUGUGGAAAAAUUGAAUCGCAAGGAUCAGUUGCUCCUUACCCUUAUGAAGUUGCGACAAAAUGCUCCGCAUUUAGACCUAGCCUAUCGAUUUGGUAUUUCACAGGCUACUGUAUCAAAUAUUGUAAUUACAUGGAUUCAUGUUCUUCAUCAGAUAUUGUUUAAAAAACUAAUGAACACCAUCCCAGCUAGGGAGAAAAAUAGAACGUGCUUGCCAAAUUGUUGCAGUACUUUUACAAACUGCCGAAUUAUUAUAGACUGCACAGAUAUUUUCACCGCUGUCCCACGGAGCUCAAUGGCUACGCAACGAGUCACAUACAGUGCCUAUAAACAUAGGAAUACCUGCAAAGGUCUUAUAGGUGUUGCACCCAAUGGUGUUAUAACUUAUAUAAGCGGUCUUUAUCCAGGUUCAACGUCUGAUAAAAAAAUAGUCCAGCACAGCGGAAUCCUCGAUCAAAUGGUACCGGGUGAUUUGAUUUUGGCCGAUAAAGGGUUUCUUAUUCGAGAUUUAUUACCACCUGGAGUGGCACUAAACAUCCCACCUUUUUUAAGUACAGCACAAUUUUCACCGGAACAAAUUAGGCAGACAGAAUGUAUUGCACGUGCACGCAUUCAUGUAGAACGUGCCAUCCGCCGCAUGAAAGUGUAUCGGAUUUUGUCUUUUAUUCCUUCUAAAUUGAUUCCCUAUGCAGAGGAGGUUUUCCAAACAGUUGGAGCCUUAACAAACUUACAAUAUCCCUUAAUUAGAGAAGUGGAGCAAUAUUUCUUAGUGGCUGAUGAUUAAAAUUUCAUUUUAUUUUUAAUAUUAGUAAGUAGGUAAUAAGGUGUACAGUUUAGGGUAGAAUUAAUUAUGUAUUACUGGUCUAGGUCCUCAUAGAAUUAAUAGUUAGUAUAAGGUAAUAAAUAGCAGUUGUUACGGUACACCCUGUACUCACAGGUGAACUAUAUUAUUAACUACGCGCAACUAUUAGGAAUCGUUCGAGAUAGGCAGUAUCAAGCGUUUUGGCCAAACACUACGAACCGAGUACUAUUAUUGUAUUAAUUUAAUUUGUAUGUAUAUAUUGUAUUUUUCGUUUGCUUAUUUGGUAAUAUUUAAUUAGAAUGACUGACAAGGGAUUAUUUAUUGUCAUAAAACUCGUCUGGAUGGAAGGAUGAAAAGUGUGUCUUCAAUUUUAAGUUAAGUCUUGAUUCUAACCAGGAAAGGGUUAGACAGAUUUUAUAUUUUGUAUUGU
Molecule: messenger RNA, 2005 nt
Organism: Photinus pyralis (common eastern firefly)
Lineage: Eukaryota; Metazoa; Arthropoda; Insecta; Coleoptera; Lampyridae
Exons: 4
Coding region: 49-1557 (502 amino acids)
Source: RefSeq, a predicted model, not a curated record